Micropterus salmoides (largemouth bass) is the source of this 798-nucleotide messenger RNA. Its product is annotated as interferon a3-like. NCBI's taxonomy places the organism in Eukaryota, Metazoa, Chordata, Actinopteri, Centrarchiformes, Centrarchidae. The transcript has 5 exons. The coding region runs from base 169 to 726 and encodes 185 amino acids. Gene Ontology annotation, cellular component: extracellular region. Gene Ontology annotation, biological process: response to exogenous dsRNA; defense response. The record is from RefSeq and is a predicted model, not a curated record. Gene Ontology annotation, molecular function: cytokine receptor binding.
UUUUCUCAUUAGAACAGUAGUGAAUACCGUGGAAUCCCGUGUUACCUCAGGUGUAUGGAAAGUGAAAUAGCUGCCUCCUAUAAAUGAGGUGCUGCAGGUCUGCUGCAACACAACACACAAGAGAAAUCAGUAUUUGCUCCUUCCAAAGGCGAAUUCUACCUUCUAAAAAUGCUCAACAGGAUUUUCUCUGUUUGCCUGCUUCUCAGUCUGUACAGUGCAGCCUCCUCCCUCAGCUGCAGAUGGAUGGAUCACAAAUUCAGUCAGCACAGUGAAAAGUCUUUGGAGCUACUAGACAGGAUGGAGAACAAUUCAACUAACACCACUGGGGAUGCUGAAGUGAAGAACACUGCAGCCUUCCCUUAUGAUCUGUACAGCCAGGCGUCCAAAGCAUCAGCUGAGGAGAAACUUGGCUUCACAGUUCAGAUUCUGGAGGAGGCGGCUGCUCUGUUUGAGGAGGAUCACAGCUCUGCAUCAUGGGAGGAGAGGACACUGGAGGACUUUCUCAGUGUUGUAACCCAGCAGGCUGACGGCCUUCGCUCCUGUAUUGGGAGCCACGGCCACAAGAAGAAGAACAAGAAGCUGCACAUGUAUUUCAAGAGACUCUCACGCCACGUCCUAGAGCAAAUGGGCCACGGUGCUGAAGCCUGGGAGCUGGUCAGGAAGGAAAUUAGAGACCAUCUGACGAGAGCCGACCUGCUGGUUUCAUCUCUACUCACCACCAACUAAAAUCUGUCAGAUUAACGUGUUCAUUUAUUUGCUUACACAAAGCUUAUUUAUUUAUCAAUUCAUUUAUUUAUU